Molecule: messenger RNA, 1480 nt
Organism: Plectropomus leopardus (leopard coralgrouper)
Lineage: Eukaryota; Metazoa; Chordata; Actinopteri; Perciformes; Serranidae
Gene: fhl1b
Product: four and a half LIM domains 1b
Biological process (GO): muscle organ development
Molecular function (GO): transmembrane transporter binding
Source: RefSeq, a predicted model, not a curated record
CGCAGAUGGCAGUACUUAAAACGCGUGAGGGUCUCGUUAAAGCGGAGUUCCGCUGCCUCCACACAGCUUAGAGAGCAGCGCUCAUCCACGCCGCCGUCAUCACCCUGAACCCGUUGUGAGUCUCCCUCGGAGCGACCAUGGCAGACAGCUCGCACUGUUUCUACUGCCGGGAGGACCUCGGGGGGAAGAAAUUCGUGCGCAACGAAGGCAGGCCAGUAUGUGUCCGCUGUCACACCAAGUUCUGUGCCAACUCCUGUGCCGAGUGCCAUCGACCCAUCCCUGUGGAAUCAAAGGAGCUCAGCCAUAAGGGCCGGUACUGGCAUGAGGAGUGUUUCCGUUGUGCCAAGUGUUACAAGCCUCUGGCCAAGGAACCCUUCAGCACCAAGGACGACCGCAUCAUGUGCGGGAAGUGCUGCUCCAGAGAGGACGCUCCCCGCUGCCACGGCUGCUAUAAAGCCAUACUGGCUGGUACAGAGAGUGUGGAGUACAAAGGGAACUCUUGGCACGAUGAAUGUUUCACCUGUUUCCACUGUAAACGACCAAUAGGAUCGCUGAGUUUCCUCUCCAAAGGAAAUGACAUUUACUGCAGCCCUUGUUAUGACAAGAAGUUCGCCAAACACUGCGUCUCCUGCAAAAAGGCUAUUACCUCCGGAGGAGUGAACUACCAGGACCAGCCGUGGCACAGCCACUGUUUUGUGUGCAGCUCCUGCUCAAAGCCUCUGGCAGGCACGAGUUUCACCAAACACCAGGACCAGGUCUUCUGUGUCGACUGCUACAAGAACUCUGUGGCAAAGAAAUGCUGCGGCUGCCAAAACCCCAUCACAGGUUUUGGUAAAGGAGUGAACGUGGUGAACUAUGAGGGCAGCUCCUGGCACGAAUACUGCUUCAACUGUAAGAGAUGCUCCCUCAGUCUGUCCAACAAGCCUUUCAUAGCCAACGGAAAAGACAUCCUCUGCACCGACUGCGGCAACAAGUAGAGAUGGACAGCCUGGUCAUUGUCUAAAAGUGGUUUAUAAACUCAUGAUUUUGCUUGUUUUUUAAAUUUUUACACAAGUCCCUAUUUCAAUAUUCUGUGUAUAACUCAAGUGAGUUUUUGGGAGAUCCCCCCUGACAUGAUGGAAAAAUUUGUGUCUGCUGUUAACUCUGUUCUUAACUGUAUUUUUUUCAUCUUUUGAAAUAACUGCCUGUGUUAGUGUCUUUGAAAUCUUCUUUUUUUUGUAUUUUUGAAAGGUGGUAUUUUCCUCUGACCAAAACAAGUAUUUGUUUUUAAUAAUCAAAAUUAUAUCUGUAUUUGUAACUGCUAAUUGCCAAAGGAUUGCUAUGCUUAUUGUACAUUUUGAGUAAUAAAAUUAACUUUUUAUGCACUUUUCUUCACAUUUUCCCUCUAAGGAAAAAUGAAGUCUAAAUAUCAGAUUGGAAUAUAUGCAAACUGUAUGCCUUGAAAGGUUGCUUAAGUGAAAUAAACGUCCUACAAAAUUGA